Molecule: messenger RNA, 5541 nt
Organism: Anolis sagrei ordinatus
Lineage: Eukaryota; Metazoa; Chordata; Lepidosauria; Squamata; Anolidae
Source: RefSeq, a predicted model, not a curated record
UCUCUCUCUCUCUCCUCUGAGACGGAAGAGAGCGCGUGCUUCGGCGGGAAAACACGCAACACAACAAGCGGCGCGCGCCGUCUUUGGGGGGCCAGGAAGGCGCCCGGAAUGUAGCCCUCUCCCUCCUUUUUCUUCUUCUUCUUCUUACGAGGCUGAGUUGCGCGGAGGAAGGAGGAGAGGGGGAGAAAGAGGGGCGGCCGUAACAGCUGAGCAGGAGGAGGAGGAGAAAGAAGAAGAGAGGCGGGGGCGCGGGCGGGAUAGCGGAACGGCGGCGGCGGCGGAGGGAGAGAGAAAGCGGCGGCAUGCUGCAGACGCCCCUCGCGCUCCCUCCUCACUCUCCGUCUCUCUCCAGUCUGGUGGCCUGACGCAGGCAAGCAGGCGGAGAGGAGGAGGAGGAGGAGGAGGGUGGUGGGCUUCUUCCCAGGAUGGGGGCUCCCUUCCCCUAGGAAGCGGCGAGUAGCAGCAACAGUCCAACAGGCAAAGUUGGCGCGAAGUGGGACGAGGCGGAGGGGGAGAGGUGGCUCCGUCGGCGGCGGCGGCGUUGGCGGCUCCCUUCGAGGAUGGGGACGCUGCGGGAUUUGCAGUACGCCUUGCAAGAGAAGAUCGAGGAGCUCCGCCAGCGGGACGCGCUCAUCGACGAGCUGGAGCUGGAGCUGGACCAGAAGGACGAGCUCAUCCAGCGGCUCCAGAACGAGCUGGACAAGUACCGCUCCGUGAUCCGGCCGGCCACCCAGCAGGCGCAUCAGGGGGCCGCCGGAGGAGGAGGGGGCGAGCAGCGGACCAAGCGGCAGGCCAUCUCCGCCGAGCCCACCGCCUUCGACCUCCAGGACCUCAGCCACGUCACCCUGCCCUUCUACCCCAAGAGCCCGCAGUCAAAGGAUUUAAUAAAGGAAGCUAUCCUUGACAAUGACUUCAUGAAGAAUCUAGAACUGUCUCAAAUCCAGGAGAUUGUGGAUUGUAUGUAUCCGGUGGAAUAUGGCAAGGACAGUUGCAUCAUUAAGGAGGGAGACGUGGGGUCACUGGUUUACGUCAUGGAAGAUGGAAAGGUUGAAGUGACAAAGGAAGGUGUAAAGUUGUGCACCAUGGGGCCUGGCAAGGUAUUUGGGGAACUCGCUAUCCUUUACAACUGCACCCGGACAGCCACCGUCAAAACUCUCGUAAAUGUGAAACUCUGGGCUAUUGAUCGGCAAUGUUUUCAAACAAUAAUGAUGAGGACUGGCCUCAUCAAGCAUACAGAGUAUAUGGAAUUUUUAAAAAGUGUUCCGACAUUCCAGAGCCUCCCUGAAGAGAUACUCAGUAAGCUUGCUGAUGUCCUCGAAGAGACACACUAUGAAAGCGGAGAAUAUAUUAUCAGGCAAGGUGCUCGAGGGGACACUUUCUUCAUAAUCAGCAAAGGCAAGGUAAAUGUUACUCGUGAAGAUUUGCCUGGAGAAGAUCCAAUCUUCCUUCGAACUUUAGGAAAAGGAGAUUGGUUUGGGGAAAAAGCACUCCAGGGGGAAGAUGUCAGGACGGCCAAUGUUAUUGCAGCUGAGGCUGUUAUGUGUCUUGUCAUUGACAGAGACUCCUUCAAACAUUUGAUCGGAGGCCUGGAUGAUGUUUCCAAUAAAGCUUAUGAAGAUGCCGAAGCAAAAGCAAAAUAUGAAGCCGAAGCUGCCUUCUUCGCCAACCUGAAACUAUCUGACUUCAACAUCAUUGACACCCUUGGAGUUGGAGGUUUUGGAAGAGUUGAGCUGGUCCAGUUGAAGAGCGAUGAAGCAAAAACGUUUGCAAUGAAGAUACUAAAGAAACGCCACAUAGUGGACACAAGGCAGCAAGAGCACAUACGCUCAGAGAAGCAGAUAAUGCAAGGAGCUCAUUCAGAUUUUAUUGUGAGGCUAUACAGAACAUUCAAGGAUAGCAAAUAUUUAUAUAUGUUGAUGGAGGCUUGUUUAGGUGGAGAGCUUUGGACAAUUCUCAGGGACAGAGGUUCUUUUGAAGAUUCUACAACCAGAUUUUAUACAGCAUGUGUGGUAGAAGCUUUUGCCUAUUUGCAUUCCAAAGGAAUCAUUUAUAGGGACCUCAAGCCAGAAAACCUCAUCCUAGAUCACCGAGGUUAUGCCAAACUGGUUGAUUUUGGCUUUGCAAAAAAAAUAGGAUUUGGAAAGAAAACAUGGACAUUUUGUGGAACUCCAGAGUACGUCGCCCCAGAGAUCAUCCUGAACAAAGGUCACGACAUUUCAGCAGACUACUGGUCACUGGGAAUCUUAAUGUAUGAGCUCUUGACUGGCAGUCCACCUUUCUCAGGCCCAGAUCCCAUGAAAACAUAUAACAUCAUUCUAAGGGGGAUUGACAUGAUUGAAUUUCCAAAGAAGAUUGCCAAAAAUGCUGCUAAUCUAAUUAAAAAACUAUGCAGGGACAACCCAUCAGAAAGAUUAGGUAACUUGAAAAAUGGUGUCAAGGAUAUUCAAAAGCACAAGUGGUUUGAAGGCUUUAAUUGGGAAGGUUUAAGAAAAGGUACACUGACACCUCCUAUAGUACCAAGUGUUGCAUCACCAACAGAUACAAGCAAUUUUGAUAGCUUCCCUGAGGACAACGAUGAACCACCGCCUGAUGACAACUCAGGAUGGGACAUAGACUUUUAAUGUAUUUCUCUUACCUGCUUCUGCCUUGCUGAAGACAGCUUCCAGAGACAUGGCUGCCAGCAGACCUGAAGGAAUUGGGAAGGAUUAGUGCUCGGGGUCACCAUGAUGCCUUGAUUGAUGCUGCUACAGUAACUACAGUGGCAUUAGGACUUAUCGCUUAGAUGACAAUAGUGCUCUUCACAUGUUUUCUGUUUGAACUCAACAUAGCAGUUGACAUGGUGGUCCUGAAGCAAAGCCUUUUUCAUCAGUAAUGAAGUGUGUUUUCUAUCACUUUAAUGAACUUGUUAUGCUCCUGUUGUAAUUUGAAGCUGGUAGAAUGAGAUGCACAUAAUUCUAGCUGCAAGAUUGUUUUCUUUAUCUAGUGAAUUCUCUUCUGAAAUGUUCGAUACUGCAGCUGAUUCUACACUGUAGAACCUACAGUAUGGAAACUGGGGUGUCUCAAAUUGCAAAAAUAAGCAUAUUGUGCCUCUUAAAGUAGGCCAAUGUUUUAAACCAAGGAGGACCACGAAGUUGCUGGUCAAGAAGCUCAUGUCAAAGCAAUGCUAUAAGUUGUCUUUCUUUUCGAGCUGUAUUCAUGACAAGAAUGAAUGUUACCUUCUUCCAUUUUUAUAAUUUCUAAUGUGCUUUUUCUCCCUCAACUGGUAACAAAAGCACAAAUGCUACAGCAUCUGUUGAACUGUUAAAAGCAAGAAUGGGUCGGUUUAUUCUCACAUGUGUCUGAGAACAUGAUAUAUCUACCAUUUAGUUUUAUUGGUACAGCUUCAUAAGAGCAUGUAGAAAAUUAUUCAUAAAACUACUUAUUUUACACAUAUAUGCUAAUUAUAUUAUACAAUGAAAAGGAAAAUGUACUUAUCAAAAGGUCCUAGGCAGAAAAUGACAGCAGCCAACUGGUCUAAUAGGCAUUAAACACUGAGCUUAAAAUAGCAUUUACCUUUUAGAGCCCAAUGAGGGAACAGGCAAGACACACUGCAGACUAUAUAGGUGCUAUGUACAUUUUUCAUCUGCGUUGUAAACACCCACAGUCAUUUUUCAGGGAAAAAUGUAGCAAGAGAGAUGAUAGUCAACCAAAAUCUUAAAUAAUUUACACACACAAACAUAUCACAUACUUUAAUGCUCCACUGUGACAUUGUCAUUAUUUUGUUUUGCUAUUUUACAUAGAAUCAUAGAGUUGGAAGUGACCUCAUGGGACAUCCAGUCCAAUCCCCUGCCAAGAAGCAGAAAAAGCGCAUUCAAAGCACCCCCGACAGAUGGCCAUCCAGCCUCUGCUUAAAAGCCUCCAAAGAAAGAGCCUCCACCACACCCUGUGGCAGAGAGUUCCACUACUGAACAGCUCUCAUAGUUAGGAAGUUCUUCCUAAUGUUCAGUUGAAAUCUCCUUUCCUGUAGUUUGAAUUCAUUAUUCCACAUCCUAAUCUCCAUAUCCUCUCAAUCUCAUUAUUAUUUGACUACAUUCACUUGUUUAUUUCAAAGAUUUCCUAACUCAGUUCUCCUUCUGUAAUAACUUUAAAUGCAAUCAGUCAAUCUAAAAUAAGGAGUGCAAUGUAGCUGAAACAAAGAACUUCAAAACCCUAUUUCAUUUCAAAGGAGAAACUAAGCCCAUUGUUAUAUGUAUCCAAUUGAAACUUGUGGGAUUUUAGUACACUCUACUUUGGGCAUGAGUUUCUAACAGAUCAGUGGCAUAUUAAUAACAACUAAGAAUAAAUUAUAAAAAUGUAAAGCAAUGGCAACAAUCCCAGAGAAGCCUUCCAUGUCUACAUGACACCUACCAGCAAAAAGAGCCUUAUAAUUACCAGUUUUCUUAUUAUCACAAUAAAAAAUGUAAUAAUCCACACUUCAGAAAUAUCACACAAUACAGAAUGACUUAGAAAAUGAUCCCUUUCACUCAUUCAACCAAUUCGCAACUUGCUUAUUGCUCAUUUCUAAUUUCCCUUCUAUAAUUUGCCCUCCUCCAAUUAUUUUACAUGUAUGUUUUUCCUAACUUCUCCCGCUACACAACCCUUUUAUUUGCCUCUUCCAAUAUUUCGAGCUAACUUUUAAUGGCUUUCAAACUGAACUACAUGCACAUAGUAUGUAAUACUUAUUCAGGAGUAAUUCCCAUUGAACUAAACUCACAUGAAUAGAAUUGUAUUAUUAUUAUUAUUAUUAUUAUUAUUAUUAUUAUUAUUAUUAUUAUUAUUAUCAUUAAUACCCUGCCUUUCUCCCCAUAGGAACUCACGGCAACUAACAAAUAAAUGCACCCAAUAAAAAAUUAAAAUAAGAGAUAUAAUUUAAAAAAUUAAACAUAUGUGGAUACAAAAGUCAAAAUACAGUUAAAAUUAAAAAAUAUAUUAAAAUGACAUUCAACGGCCACUAUUUCCCCAAAUCCCACCCACAACCUCCCCACCAAUGUGCCCCUCAUCAUCCCCCAAAUGCAUGACAGCAGAGAUAUGUCUUGACCUGCCUGCAAAAGGCAAGCAGUGAUGAGGCCAUCCUGGUCUAUCUUGGGAGGGAGUUCACAGUCUGGGAGCAACCACUGAAAAGGCCCUCUUCUUGAAAGUAGCUGUUGAAAGUUGCCGUUGAAAUCAGUGAGGCAGAUAUUGGUAUCUUUGCUAUCUAAAUGUAGCUAUGACACAAUGCACUCCUAUACAUGCUUAUUCAAAAAUCAAUUCCAUUUUGUUCAUUUGUGUUUUCUCCACGUAAGCAUAAAUAGGACUGAUAUCUUAAUCAAAUCUAAUUUCUGAAGUAUAGCAUUUCAUAUCCUGUCUCUAGAUUAUAAAACAUGUUUCAAGCCAAGUAGCUGGAGCAGAUACUGGUAAAUAUAGAGCACAGCAGUGGCUUUAAAUUAUAUUAUUUAAGGAAUGCCUCACAACUCUAUUGUCAGUAUAGUUUUUCCUCCAAAGAGUUAUUAUAAAGUAGUUCAGUUGAAGGCGGGAGGGGGGGGG